GAUUCGAGGGAAGCCCGCUGGCGCCCCGGUGGCGGUUCUCGGUGAUCCGAGCGCGGCCAUAUUCCCUCUCGUGGCUCUCUCUCGUCCGCAAGGAGGCUGGAAAGGUGGUGCGCGGUUCCGGCGGUGACCGAAUUUCCCAGGGAGGCGAUGGUCGCGACGCGCGCGCGCGUUUCGUAACGGUCGUCGUGCAACGACGGUGCUGGGCGUAAGGACGGCUAGAAUCAUGCCCAAGGAGGGCGGCAAUCCGGCCGGCGGCAGGCGGCCGUCGUCGCGCAACGCGAAGCCCUACGACGCGAACAACUCAUUUGUGAGAAAAGUGGCAACCAAGGUAACAGAUUUUAUACCACAAUCAUCGUGGAUUAGUAAGUGGUUCAAUACCUCUCAAGGUAAUGAGGACGCGUUAGAAGGUAGAGGAAGUGUUGAGGAGACAGAGCUCGAGGACGAUACUCAGCAGCCUCCUCCUGCCAAGCGAUCGCGUAUUCGUAUGGACGUGAUUCAUCCACCUGGCACAUUUUCAAUACAAACGAGAGUUAAAACUGCGCUGAAUGCAGUCGAUCCCUCGAAAGAGCAGUAUCCCGUUCAUAACGAAAUGACGGAAGAUUUUCUGGAACCUGCGACAGCUGGACCAAGCGGCAUGGGCCGCUUAAUAUCCUCGACUCCUGCAGUACAAGCGGACAUUAGGACUGUGACGUCUCACAGGUCCGACUUAAAUUCGUUAGUCUCGACUAAUAAUGGAAUAGCAAAUGGGAUGGACGAUAAUUCGGAAUCCAGUGAAAGUACUAGUGGAUGCAGCUCGCUUAUUCCACAGAUAAACAGGCACGAAGGCCCAUCAAACCUGUCGUAUAAUUCAACAUUUACUAAUAGGAAGAGGCAUGAAGAUAAAUUGACGUUUACUAAUCAUUUACAAUCUCCAAGGUCCUUGUUUCUAGACAGUAAUUCUCGCGAUACUUUAAGCAGUCGUAGACCGAGUUUUAACGCAUCAAUCGUAACAAACGCUGUAGACCGCGCAUCUCCUCUAUCCUCCCCUUUUUAUAGUGGUAAUAUUACCUUCGGAGGUGCAAAUGCAGCAGGUCUUUAUAAACGGAGUCGUAACAUUUUUAACAAUUCAAACGAGGUGCAACUUAAAGUACCAAGGAGGACAAAUGUUGAAGUUAAACCUUCCGAUACUGGAGUUGAUUCGUCGGGGAUGAGUCAGACCGCCAAAAAGAUACUGGAAGCGUUAGAACAUUUCUCGUCGCCUAUAUCAGAUGCGAAGAAGAUCCCGUUGAAAAACACGAACAAUGCUGCCUCUUCGGCAAUGAGCAGGAAGAGAGCGCGAGAAGAAAAGAUAGCAAGUCCAUCCGCUAGAAUCGGUUUGCGUCAUUUGACGCGUGAGUUAACAGUACCAACCGUCCCCGAUAUACUGAAGUUAAGAAGAAGGCAAAAGUUACAAGACACAACACUUGUGGCUAGGAAAAUCGUUUCCGCUCGUAGCGAUCCACCGCCGUCUCAACAGGACUAUCAGCUGAGGACGGAGGAUAGUAAAAAGUAUCGCGGCAAGUUAAAGGGCAAAUCUAAAAUUAAUUUAGAACAGGAGAAAACGGUGGCGCCUGUAAAUUUACCGAACAUACCUCUGCCAAUAACAACGUUACCCAAUUUCAACUUUACCUUACCACCUCCUGCUUUGUAUUCCGCGGGUACACCUGUAGCAAAUAAGAAAGACACUUUCACAUUUGCUAGCCCUAUUAAGGUGACAGAUGCCGGGAAGAGUUUACACUCUGUCAACAAUUUCACCUUUAGUAAUCCGAUCAAUGCUGAAGACUGCGCAAGUAAUACGACUGAUCCGAAUUCACCUUCGACAACAGAGAACGAAUUUACUAUUGAUCGCGCAGUCGCAUCCGGACCGAAUUUUAUUUGGAGUGGCUCGUCUACGGCACCCAGAUUAAAAGCGAAGGUAAAGAGCAGAAAGGAUUCCGUUGGCUCUCCAGUGGUGCAGGAACUGAAACCGGAAAAUAUUAUGGACUUAUUACUUCUCAAAGCUUUCCAAGCGGAAUCUAAUUCAAUCAGACAGUCCAAUCCUGGAUUGGCUUCUGAGACGUCGCACACUGACAAGGUUGCCAGUACGUUUGUCAGCUCAGAUUCUGAUACUACAAGUACACGCGGUGGAGAAUCAUCUUGGGAGUGCAGUGAAUGUAUGAUAAGGAACAGUGAUACAGACAAGCAGUGCACUGCAUGUAAAAUUUCUCGAGCCAAUCCUAAUGAGAAAGCUUCAUUGCCGUCGACGUCAACGACAGAUACGACGGUCGUGAAAGCAAAGCCAGUCGCACACGAUUGCUUCGGUUCUCAAUUUAAACUAUCCACAAAUCAAUGGGAAUGUACAGCUUGCUGUGUAAGAAACAAACAGAGUGAUGCCACGUGUGUAGCGUGCACUACGCCAAAACCAGGAAGUGGUUCUACGAUGCAGCAAACUGUUAAAUCUCAAAAUUUCAAUCUAAUGGAGAAAUUUAAGCCUGCCGAAGGAUCGUGGGAAUGCUCCGGUUGUUUACUAAGAAACACCGCGAACGUCAUCACGUGCCCUUGUUGUAAUGCGUCUAAACCUAUGACUUCUGUAAAGGCAAAACCGAAGACGGACAAUGUCACAGGGUCGUCUAGUACGAAGGACGUGGCGACGCAGGAAAUAUCUAGUAAUUCCGAAAUGAUGAACAAAUUUAAACCAAGCAAGGAUUCCUGGGAGUGUCCGGGAUGUCUUGUUAGAAACAACAGUUCUGUUGCCACCUGUCCUUGCUGUAGCACUCCUAAACCUAAUUCCAUCGGCGGGCCGAACAGAACGGAACCGAAAUCGAGUAAUGGGUUUGGAGACAAAUUUAAAAAACCAGAAGGUUCGUGGACCUGCGAUUCUUGCUUGCUGCAAAAUGAUGCAAAGCAUACGGAAUGUGUGGCCUGCCAAGCUCUAAAGCCUGGUGCCGUAAAAGUAAACGAAUCUUCAUCGAAUACUGGCUCUACUUUGCAAUUUAAGUUUGGUGUGCCGUCUGGUACAACGAACUUGACUAGCCAACCAGGUGGAUUCAAAUUUGGCCUGGAUAAGGCCGACGAGCAAUCUAAAUCCGACGCAUCUCCCUUAAACGGAUUCAAGUUUGGCAAUGCGCAACAGAAUAGUGGUACGGCACAAUUUACGUUUGGCAUUCCAAAGGAAGAGAACAAGGCUGGAAGUGAUGCAUCUAAAACUAAUAAUGUCACAACGUCUUCUAGUAGUACAGGAUUUCUAUUCAAUGUAAAAAGCCCCGAAAAGUCGGAAUCUACCAGCCAGAAUCAGGAAACCAAACAGAAGACACUUUUCGGCAUGCCGAAAAGUGAUGGUUUAACAACAGCAAGUGAGAAACAGAAUACCAGCGUUGUAUCUAGCGCUCCGUCGACCGCUCCUUCUUUCACUUUUGGCGUACAGAAAGCAGAAUUUAAUCAGCCCGCUUCAAGUAAGGAAGCGCCGAAGACUUCCUUCGCAAUCGCUGCGACAGAAAGCUCCCAGCCAGCAGCGGCAACUGACGCGGUGCCAAUCAACACUAACACGACAUUACCAUCGUUACUGGCCCCAAAAGACACUACGAAGAAUACGAAUGCAAAAUCGGACCCGAUAUUUUCAUUUGGAGUAAGCAGUGCAAGUGCUACCACAACUUCCACGAAUGCAACGACUACUUGUCUUCCAACUUUUGCUCAAACUUUCAAAUUUUCCGAUUCAAAGACAUCGUCUCAGCUGGCCACAGUACCGUCUUUCGGCCAGGCUCCGAUAUCAUCCACCGCGAGCGUGUUAUCAACGAGCGUGUCGUUCGGAGGAAACAAGGCAACUGAGACCACUGCGUCAACGAAAGCCGCGAAUGACACGCCGGUCGCUCCGCUCUUCCCGAUCGUCUCGAGCUCCACGCCGCUGUUCACCGAAUCGAAAACGACGAUAGCAUUCGGCACGGGAAAACCGUCGUCGUUCGCCACAACAGACAGCAAACCGUCGGGAUUUGCCAUGCCCGAGAACAAGAUUUCAACGUUCGGCGGUAAUGCCGAGAGUAAACCACCGAUUUUCGGUACGUCGGAGACGAAGUUGCCCGUAUUCAAUUCACCACCCGCGGUGGCGAGUGGUCUUUCAACGUUUGACGCAGCGUCCGGCGGUACUGCUGCCUCGUUGCCCUUCGGGUCGUCCAAUGCUCCGGCUUUCGGAGGUAAUACCACAUCCGCUUUCGGCGGUGCUACGACAACACCCACAAUAUUCUCGAACACGAAGCCGAGCGAGGCCACUGCGUCGAGCUCGUCUUUGUUCACCUUUGGCUCGUCUUCGUCGCAACAGCCGGCAAGCGGCGGAUUCAACUUCACUGCGAAUGUUAAUCCGGCCGCCCCGUCGUCCGCGAAGCCGCUCUUCACCUUUGGUGGCAACUCAAGUACAUCGCAGAGUAACAACAGCACGUUCGGUAGUGGUACAUUUGGAGCCAACGCCGCUCCAACGAACACUGCCAAUUUUACGUUCAAUCCACCGAAGCAGGAAACACCAGCGGCAUUCGGUCAAGGUGCAGUGACAACCCCGAUAUUCGGUACCCCACAGACAAAUCCGCAGACUCAAGCGACGUCGUCGUUCUCGUCUACAGCCUCGUCGAGUACAGGAUUCAAUUUUGGACCUACGGCUCCAGUUGCUGCAACGUCAGGAGGCUUUAACUUUGGAGGAAUGUCAUCUACAUCUGCGCCAGCCGGAGGAUUCAAUUUUAAUCCUGCUUCUACGCCCGCAGUAGCCUUCGAUCCCAAUAGUCGGCCUUCGUUCAACUUCACGAAAGGAAGUGCUCCAGCGAUAUUUAACGCUCCACCUCAAUCGGCACCAGCACCACGGAAAAUCAAAAAAGCAUUUCGUAGAUGCGCGCGGUAGAGAGAUAUAACAACACGUUCAAGCAUACACUCAGGUGCGUCUUUACGUCUGUCUGUGUAUCUGAGUGUGUCUACAUUAAACUAAUUAAAUAUAAAAUGAUGUACAAUGAAAAUCUGUCAUACAUCAAUCAAUUGCAAUGUGGUGGUAUAUACCAAGCAUCUUUGUAAUAUAGUAACCCGAAGCUAACCGAACAUGCUUGCGUACAACCACUUGUGUUCUCUCUUUCUCUUUCUCUCUUACUCUCUGUCUCUCAGUCUACAGGAAAUGUAAAUUAUAAAUUAUUUAAAUUAUACAAGUUAUAACGAAAAUAAUAUCUUGGAGUUGGCAUGAAGCCAGUGAAUCGUGAUGGCGUUGCAUUACUGAGACCUUACCAAAAAAUUGGACACGAUGUAUCGACAUGACGUACUCAAGAUAGCAUACAUAUUUGCCGAAAUCGAAAAGUACCUCGAUGAAGAAAACUAAUUAGCACUUAAUGUGUGCAAUUGGAGAUAAAUACUAGUGGGAGAUUGCCACCCGUUCAGGUAAGUAUAAGUCAGUCACAGCUCACAGCACAUUUUGUAGAAGGGUCUUGAUGCGAAACUUGUUAGGUUUAAUUUCGACGUACUACAUGUGCAGGCAUCGUAUUUUUUUUUUUAACUAAACAUAGAUGAAAACAAUUAAGUACACUUAAAUAUUUUUGAUACAUUUUAACGAGAAAAAUUUUCAAGUAGACAAGAUGAGUUUGAGAGAACAAAAAACACAUUCUUAUAAUAAUUUUAAAUCAAUUUUAUUUUAUGUAAUAUUAUUUCAUAAAUACUUUCGUCUCAUAGUACAUUACCUUGCUUAAACUUUCAAAAGUAAUGUUUCCUCGAAUAUUUUUUUCGUUAUAUAAAAUGUUGAGCUUUUUCAUCUUGCGUAGACAUUUUAUUACAAAUUGUGAACUUUUAUGUUUACUGUUAUGAAUUAGAUUUUCAUUUUCGAUACGAGUUUAUAUUAUUUUCCCAAAAAUUUACACGGUUCUAUGUGUAACUAAAUUUAAUCAUCUUAGUAUUUACGAUGCCAGUCUAAAGACAUUUAUAAUUAUAAUACAUGGUUUUAUAUCGACAUUACGAGCAUUGUGAACUGACUAUAUAUCAAUAAAGUCCCACUAUUUACACAUACACGUAUAUAUAGGUAUUAAUUAUAUUUCAAUUAGAAUUUCAUGGGCAGCCCUACACAAUCUUUGUAGAACUAGUCCAGGAAAAGUGUAAUAUACACGAAAAUGGCAUUCGGAUAGUACAAACUGACGAUUACUGAACGUUUCCAUUGAGUAGUCGAAAUUAUAUAUUUUUUUUAUAUAUUGAAUGAAAUAAUCAUAUAAGAAAAUACUGAAUGCCAUUUUGAUAGGUAUUAUAUUAUAUUGUUGUGUGUUUUACCAUAGAGUGAGUGAGCUAAAUUUGAAAGAAGGAAUAUGUUGAAUGAGGAUACAUUACUAUGGGGUUUCUAAAAAGUUUCUAUUAUUUUGGAUAAUGAAGAUGUGAUUUAAUUCGGUUUUGAUUCGAAUGAAAUUGAAAUAGUGAACAGGUCUAUUCAUUUGUAUCACUGUACAUGUUGUUAAGAUGAAUAAAAAUCUGAAAAUAAAAUAAAAAUAACAUUUUUUAAAAUCUUUACAAAUCUAUCAAUUGUUUACAAAUAAUAAAAAGUUUAAUUUACCAAUUUUUAUUAUGUAAGAAACUCUUCGAUAUCUCUUAUUAUAAUACAACGUGUUAGAAUAAUUUCUAUAAGUGCAAUUCUUAGAAUGACAUGAAUUUAUAUAAUUUUGAAAUAGGCAGUAUAAACCAUUCUUUUUAGAAGCCCCUAAAGCGAAAAGCAGUUAGAUGGCGUGUAGUAAUGAUUAAUAUAUCAUUGAAAUCAUGCGCAUCUUAUUUAAAAACAGACUAGUUGUGUAUAAUAUUGGCUUAGACUUGACAGUAGCCAAGAAUAACUCGGCACAUGACCUAUCUUAUGCCAUAGUAGACACCUAGGUACAAAACAUUCUGUUAAACAUUGUUUAUCCGUUGUUAUGUAAUAUUUACAUGUAUAAACAUUAAGUUCUGUACAUUGUUAAGAGGCAAAAAUUCAUACGAUAUAGUUUCUAUGUAGAUCUUGUAUUUUUAACACUGUCAAAAUACCCUUUGUAGAUACAUUUUUCAUUUAACGUGUAAACAAUGUUGAUUAAAUACGUAAUGCCAGUGUAUGGGUGAUUUCAAGGAAACUCUGUGAUGCAGGUAUGUGUAAAGUUAAUCGAACGUGUGUACCGAUAAAUAGUUGAUAAUUUAAAACAAAUCACAUAGGUGAAAUUUAUUUUAGUUUUUAAGUGGACUCCCAUACCUAAUAAUAAUAUCUACAAAGGAUCUUUUGAACGUAAUCGAAUAAGACUCUGCUUCACACGAUUGCAAAAUGAGGAUGAUAUAAUUAAUGGUAAAGGGAGGUUGCGCUGAGAUAUGUCUGUGCUGCUGUCUUACACUGUGAACAUUCUCUGUUGAGGCUGUGUCGUCCAUUUGUCUAUGAAUAGACAAAUUUCCAAAUUAAUCAAUAUAUCGAGUAUAUUGUCUAGAGAGGCAAUAUCUUUGUAUUAAAUUUCGUAUAUGGCCUUACAAAUACAUAAUGAACGUGUAACGUAGAUGUAUUAAACGACUAUAAAGCAUAUUGGAAUUGUUUUGUAGCACUUUAUAUACUCUCCAUUGUAAUAUGUUUGCAUAAAUAUCUGAAGAGUACUGCAUUAAAAAUGUUCAACACAGUAGAUAUGUAACAUCCCAUAUCUGAUAGAAAUUUUCUUUUCGAUGUCUUUUAUGUAUAAUAAAUUCGUAUAAUUGCAUAACAAAAGAUAAUUUAAUACCAUGUAUAAAAUCAUAGAUAAUAUUAUUUUCAGGCUUAUAAAACGCAUUAGAGAAUCUAUAUUCUUUUACGCAAUAGUUUUUUUUUUACACCAACAGGAACACCAAGGUUUUAUGAUGACUACGUACUUUUAUGUAAUAUUCCUAUGAGCCAUGGGGUGUUACAAUAUGUCAAAUAUUCUGAGGCCUUAUUAUAAUCUUAGUCCAUUGGAAAUUAUGCAUUGUACUGAAUUUUUCUGAAUAUCUAUCGAGAAUGCAUUAAGCAAUUAUCUAAUAAAGAAAUGAGGGAGUUUGUUAUGAAAUAAAUCCAAUGACUGACUGUAAUUAAAUAAAAUAAUACGUGGGAGAAUGUUCACUGUAUGCUUCAGGUGCUAUGGGGAUGCCGUUACAUUCUCAUGACAUGAUGUAACAUUAGUUGAUACGAAAAAAAAACCGCAUUGGUGUUUCUCAACCGAUGAAUCAUAGAACAAUUCGAAAGAUACUUAUUAAAAUAUGUAAUAUGCAAGGUGUAAGAAAAGCCAUCUUUAUUCGCACAAGCAAAGUCGACGAAAUACGCUUACGGUGAUUAAAAGGGUUUUUUUAUAUACAUAUAUAAAUAUAAUAUAUAAAUAAAUAUUAUUUCAUCGAAAAAGUAUCUUUAAAGCUGUGUAAGCCAGAAUUUCUUCCUUUAAGAUGAUACGGUAAAUUUGUUAAAUGCAUUUUAAUUUGAUGCAGAAUGUAUAGACAUAAGCGACGUCAAUAAUACUCGCAAUAAUAACAAUAAAAGUAUAUGUAACAUAUGCGGAAUUUUUUUGUGGAGCAGAAACGCAAAGAGCAGUAUCGAUUCUCUGAGGAGUUAAGGUUCGAUUUAUCUGUAAUGAAUAAAGGUGACAUUGCCUUAAUGGAUAGCAUUUGUAAUAUUUAAGAGUUACUUGGAGCUUGUGUUGAGAAACACCGUAUAGGAUACAUGAUUAUGAGUACUACUCUUAAUACUAAUCUCCUCUGUUUAGCCAUAACGAUUAUAUAAUUAUGUAUUCGCGCAUGUAAUUAUAUGAUUAUACAUAAAUAAUCAUAUAAUUAUACGAUAAAUUAUAUAUAAUAUAUAUACAAAUAUAUAGGAUAUAUAAAAAAUACCAAGUAAAAUACGAUGUUGAAGAAUUUGGGUUAUAUAGUUUUAUUUUAUAUUUAGAAACAAAAGAGGUAUAGAGGAGGGCAUUUAGUGACUAUCGGUUUGAACUAAAGAAUUUUAUUAUAGCAUGUGCACACGCUUAUAUAAAUACGUUAAAAUAAUUUUCCUAGUACGUAUAUAUGUAGGAAAAAUCACGAAGUGUGCAGAUCCAUAUCAAAAUUCUUUAGGUCAAAAAUAAUCUAACGUUAGAACAUAAAUUCAAUCGCAAUUCCUGAUGUUUAGAUAAAGUAAAGUAUGUUACGAAUACGUUCUUUCAUUUUGUUUUAAUCUUGUAAGUAGUAGAAUCGCUCCUUGACAGUUCCUCAAAGAAAUAUACAAAAUAAGAGAUACCUACUGUGAAUUAUCGUAUCACAUUCGUGGUUUUUGACAUCCUAAAUUGUAUACAUAUACACAUUUAUAUAUCGCUCUACAAACUGUUGUAACAAUCUAUUUCAAAAGAUAAGGGAUGAUUUUCAACAGUACGAUAUGCAAACAAUUCUUUUCAGUAUAUUCUCGUUCAAUAUACCCCUUUUUUUUCAUUAACCAGCAGAAUUUUAUUCAAAUAAAUAAGUUAUACAGUGUGAAAAACGGUUCAAAAUACCUCAUUAAAGAAUUCCUUAACAAUAUAGCUCUUUAAAUAACGAUUACAAUUCGCGAUACUAUCGACUACUUCAUAUACAGUGCUACGUUUGUUAAACGCUAGGAUUAUGGAUACAACAUAACAAAAUCUUACUUGUGUUUCUUCACAGUUGUAUAGGGGAGAUUACGAAUAAAGUAAAACGAGUUAUCUGUAAUAUUAUAAUAUAAAAAAUGCGUAUUUUUAUUUUAGAUCCAUAGUUUCGAUACAAUAAUGUUCUUAUCAACUCAAAAAGUUUGCCAUGCAUAAAAUUAUGUCGUUCGUAAAUAAUACUCACUCUGAUUCUGCUAUUUACAUAUUAGAAAUUAAAUGGUGGCCAUUUGUUAUUCUAAAAAUUUCGUCAUUGCUAUACUUUUUAAUUACACGAUGUAAAUAGGGGAGCAUGUAUAAUAAUAUAUCAAUACUUGCUCAGCGAUGAUACAUUCUACAAAUGUCAAAAAACCCUGUAAUAAAAUGAUUG
This is a messenger RNA of Vollenhovia emeryi, 9954 nucleotides long. RefSeq names its product nuclear pore complex protein Nup153. The record is from RefSeq and is a predicted model, not a curated record. Gene Ontology annotation, biological process: RNA export from nucleus; protein import into nucleus. Gene Ontology annotation, cellular component: nuclear pore. Gene Ontology annotation, molecular function: structural constituent of nuclear pore. Lineage: Eukaryota; Metazoa; Arthropoda; Insecta; Hymenoptera; Formicidae. The transcript is spliced from 8 exons. Bases 224 to 4876 code for a protein of 1550 amino acids.